AUGGAGUCUCUGGUAGAGGUGGAGAAGGCAUUCAUAACGUCAAGAAUACAUUACUUGACAAGUGAUUCUUGUGGAUAUUGCAAGUGCCAAAAAGAACGAAGUGGAGGGCUCCGGGCCGCUCCAGAUAAUGCCGGUGUUCCUGAGAAACCCACCCAUAUCACCAUAGGAUGCCAGGUUGAGCAGAUGACAUGCUCCCAGUACGACGACUUUAUUAAUAGAGGGUUCCGUAGAUCGGGCACUUUCAUGUAUACUGGAGACAUGCUUCGGGGGUGUUGCCGAAUGUACACGAUUCGAACUGAUUUGGAUCACCUAAAGAUCAUCAAGGAACAUAGGCAAGUGAUCAACAGAUUUAAGCGGGCUAUAGGAGAUGAGACCAAAACUAAAGGAAAGUUUAGUUUGAGGUCGCUUAUUGAUGCUGAGAAGAAGUCAACAAGAUUUCACACUCGUUUCGAGCCUUCUGGAUUUUCAAAGGAAAAGUACGAGCUCUACAGGAAGUACCAAGUAAGGGUCCACAAUGAUGAUCCUGAAGACGUCACACCAAAGCAGUUCAAACGCUUUUUAUGCGAAACCCCCUUUCCAGAGAGGGAAGUUAUGGGAGCUAAGGGUGAGUGGGACAGACUCGGUAACUGGGUGAAAGACCCACAGGGCAAGCUUCAAAUAGGGAAAAAGAGAAUUGGCCCUACCCAUGAAUGCUACUACCUUGAUAAUAAGCUCAUCGCCGUAUCUGUACUCGACUUCCUCCCGACUGGCUUAUCAUCGAUUUACUUCAUUUGGGACCCCGAUUUCGCUCAUCUAUCACUUGGAACACUCUCUGGGCUCAGAGAGAUACAGAUGUGCCAAGAGCUAGAGCUUGGCUAUUACUACUUGGGCUAUUACAUAGACGACUGUCACAAGAUGAGAUACAAGGCCAAGUUCGGCGGCGAGGUACUUGAUUUGGUCAAUAACGCAUGGGUGGAUUUGGAAAAGGCUCGGCCGUUGAUGGAAGGCGAUAGUUUCUUUGCACUAGGUGACCCGACACAGGCAACACAGGAACCAGAAAGAGUAUCAUCGGAGCCUAGCAUACAUUGGGACAAGCCAAUACAGAACAUAAUUGAAGCACUCUACGAAAAGCCCGAGACCUACGCACAAGCCAAAAAAAUCUCCACUGAAGUACGAAGGGAUCAUGACACCAGUGAAUUUGAGUUACCGGACGUGUUGCCGGGAGCUAUGUCUAUGGCCAGCCUCAAAAAGUCGCUUGCAUCAGCAGCGCCAGAGCUAAGCAGCACCCUCUUCAUCAUGAGCAUAGGAAGAUGGGCGGCUUUCCCUUUUGAGACGCUUCCAGAUGUCAUGAAAAGCUACGUCAUCGACUUUAUCAGGCUCUUUGGAUAUGAAAGGCUACAGGAAACUAUCAUGAUAGUACUGGCAUAG
Messenger RNA from Candidozyma auris, 1407 nucleotides. RefSeq names its product arginyltransferase. The coding region runs from base 1 to 1407 and encodes 468 amino acids. The record is from RefSeq and is a predicted model, not a curated record. Gene Ontology annotation, biological process: protein arginylation. NCBI's taxonomy places the organism in Eukaryota, Fungi, Ascomycota, Pichiomycetes, Serinales, Metschnikowiaceae. Gene Ontology annotation, molecular function: arginyl-tRNA--protein transferase activity. Gene Ontology annotation, cellular component: cytoplasm. The transcript has a single exon.